Messenger RNA from Scaptodrosophila lebanonensis, 4524 nucleotides. RefSeq names its product zinc finger MIZ domain-containing protein 2 (gene tna). Lineage: Eukaryota; Metazoa; Arthropoda; Insecta; Diptera; Drosophilidae. Gene Ontology annotation, molecular function: SUMO ligase activity; zinc ion binding. The record is from RefSeq and is a predicted model, not a curated record. The coding region runs from base 174 to 3623 and encodes 1149 amino acids. The transcript has 11 exons. Gene Ontology annotation, biological process: protein sumoylation; regulation of transcription by RNA polymerase II.
CACAAAAAACAAAUUAACAAAAAAUGUCGCUGAACCUUUGAACAAAACUCAAACACACACACACACUCGAACGCGUUCGCGACCAACAAACAAACAAACAAACAAACAGAAACACACACACGCACACACUUAGUGGUGGUGGUGUUGUUUUUGCCUCUGUAUUUGUUGAUGCCAUGCAUUUGAUUGUUGACAAAAUUCCCAUGUAUUCCAAACAAACAACGAAGCGCAGUUCCAAAAAAAAAAAUGAUGAAAUGAACCAGCAGGCGGGCUCCUCAAGGGCGCCAGCCACAGGGGGCCAAAUCUCACCACCAGGUGGCGUAACAGCAAAUUUGGAUGCGCAGCAACAACAACAACAGCAGCAGCAGUACUACAACCAACAGCAGCAGCAGCAACUAUACCAACAACAGCAGCAGCUACAACAACGCGAAAGUUUUUUGGCCUACCAGCAGCAGCAACAACAACAGCAACAGCAGCAGCAGAGACAAAUCGGUGGCAACAGCGGUGCCAACUUUAUGCUCGGCAAUGAGCUCGUCGGCAGCGACAGUCUGCGCAGUCUGAACAACACAUUCGGACCCAAUUCAGAAUUCACAGCCCUCAACAAUACGAGCAGCAACAGCUCUCUGGGCAACCUGAGCACGGCCAGCGGUCAGAGCGCGGCGAGUGCAGGCAGUGGUGCCGGAGGCUAUACCAAUAAUAUGGUGGCAGCCACCGCACAGCAGCAACAGGUGCAACAGCAACAGCAGCAACAACAACACCAACAGCAGCAGCAACAGAUUAACAACAUGGACGCCAUGGGCGGCUAUAGUCAGAUGGGCGGAGGAGGCAUGCAUCCAGGCGCUAAUAGCGGCAUGAUGAACACUUUAAAUGGCGGCGCACAGUAUAUGAAUGGCGGCCAAGGAGCCUAUAAUGGCAAUGCUGGCAUGGGCAUGGCCGGCAUGGGUUAUGGCAAUGGCGGUGGACCAACGCGGCAUCAUCAAAUGACGCCAAUGAACCAAAUGCAAAACAUGUCCAUGGGCGGACCAUGUCCCGGCAACGGCAUGCCCAUGGGCGGGAUGGCCCAACAGCAGAUGGGCGGCGGUGCUGGCGGCAUGAAUCCAAUGGCCAAGAUGCAAGGCAUGGCCAAUGGGGGCUAUCCGCAGCAGCAGCAACAGCAGCGUCGCAUGGCGCCCUACCCGCAUCCACAGAUGCAUUUGGCACAGAAGCGUGCCGGUGGAGGCGGCGGUGGUGGCGCUGUCGGCAUGUACCCGAGCCCGGCGCAGAGUAUGCCACAGCAGCAGCAAGUACCACACGGUGGACAGCCCUAUGGUGGCCAGCAGAUGCAUCCGGGCGCAGGCGGUGGCGUGCCGCUGCCAAUGCAGGCGGGCGCAGGCAAUGGCUAUGGACGGGCCGGACCCAUGGGCGCCGCUGGCUACGGACGCAAUGGUGGUGCCGGUAUGGGACCGGGCGUAAUGGGUGCUGGACCUGUUAUGGGUCCCGGUGUUCCAAUGGGUCCCAUGGGCGCUGGUCCGGGCAUGGGACCCGGCUGCAUGAGUCAGCGUUUCAUGCCGCAGGCGGGAGCCGCUGGUGCCGCCGGCUACGGAAGUGGUCCGAAUGCGCACGGAGCGCAGUUCUAUCCUGGCGGCAACGGUGGUAUGGGCGGCGUUGCUGGCAUGGGCGUGGGCGGUGGUCAAGGCAGCAUGUGUCCGGCUGGUCCGGGCGGUGUGCCAAGCACUGGCAAUCCGUACCAGAAUCAAGGUUUCCAGCAAAACUAUCAGCACAGUCCAGUUCCUGGUAAUCCGACGCCACCACUAACACCCGCGUGCAGCGUUCCCUACGUCAGCCCCAAUCCAGACAUCAAGCCGCCUAUGGACAACAGCGAAGAAAUGAGACUGACAUUCCCAGUGCGCGAUGGCAUCAUCCUGCCGCCCUUCCGCCUGUUGCACAAUCUCUCUGUCAGUAAUCAUGUGUUCCACUUGAAGCAGAAUGUCUACAACACUCUCAUGUGUCGCACCGACCUCGAGCUGCAGCUGAAAUGCUUCCACCAAGACGAUCGGCAGAUGAACACAAAUUGGCCGCACACCGUCACCGUCUCCGCAAAUGCCACGCCGCUCAACAUUGAGCGCUCCGAGAAGAACAGCACCGCCCUGCGACCGCUCUAUUUGAAGUCGGUCUGCCAGCCUGGACGCAACACGCUCCAGCUGACCGCCAGUUCCUGUUGUUGUUCCCAUCUAUUUGUGCUGCAACUAGUCCAUCGGCCAUCGGUGCGUCAGGUGCUGCAGUCGUUGCACAAACGCAAUCUGCUGCCAUUGGAGCACAGUGUGCAGAAGAUAAAGCGAAAUUUGAGUUUGCCAAGUGGCGGUGAUGUGCCGAACGGAGCUGCCAAUGGUGGCAGCACAGACCCCACGCAGCAGUGCGCAAAGAUCUCAUUAAAGUGUCCCAUCACCAAAUCUCGAAUACGUCUGCCGGCACGCGGUCACGAGUGUAAGCAUGUCCAAUGCUUCGAUCUGGAGGCUUAUCUGAUGAUCAACAGCGAGCGCGGCUCCUGGCGCUGUCCCGAAUGCAGCAAAUCCGCCAUUACCGACACGCUGGAGAUCGACCAAUAUAUCUGGGCCAUCCUCAACACGCUCAGCAACUCCGAUGUGGACGAGGUAAUCAUCGAUUCUUCAGCCAAUUGGCGCGCGUUACAGCACAACGGUGGCAUGCCAAAUCCGCCCCAGGUGGGCAGCAAUGGCGGACAAUCGAAUCCAGGCAACAGCAAUGGCAACAACAACGGCAGCAAUACCAGCAUUAACAGCAACAACGUCAUGCCCAGCAUCAAGCAGGAGCUGUGCGACGACAUUGCCAAAGUGAUGUCGCCGGGCUCCACACAACUACCCACAUGGGACAACUCGCAGGCGAUGAGUCCGUAUACUAUGCACGACAUGAAUUCCAUUGCCAGUGGCAAUAUGAUGGGCAACGGUGCUGUCCCCAACGCUGGCAAUCCCGUCGGCAAUGGCGUCUUACCAGGCACGCAAGUUGGCAAUCGCAAUAGCUAUGAUGGCUUCAGUGGCGGCAAUCACAAUGAGGGUGGCAUGCCCAAUAGCGAUGGCGUCAACUCGCUGGAUCAGUUAAAUGCCAUGGAAAAGUCGCUCAGCGAUCAGAUGCCCCACACGCCGCACACUCCAGGCGCAGUCAGCCAUCCGAUGACGCCCGGUGGACCGCCCAGUGUGAGUUCAGCGCACAAUGAACCCAUCGCCGGCGGAACACCCAAUGCCAGCAACAAUAACAACAACAGCAGCAGCACCGGCCACAACUCGCCCCAAACGCCGGGAACACCGAGUCGUUUGGGUGGUGGUGGCUUAUCCAACGCCAACGACAGUCAGGCACAGCAGUCGCAACAAUCGCAACAAGAACAGCUCCUCAACUCGCUGAUGAACAGUCAGACGCAACUGAAGUUUCCGGAAAGCGAUAUUAGCGCCGAGCUGCAAAAUUUCGAUGCUACCAGCAUCAAUGACACGGCGCACGAUCUGAACCUGCUGCAGGAUGUCGAUCCCAUGGAGAUUCUGUCGUAUCUGGAUCCGCAGCCAGAUCUGAAUACGCCACCCUCGAGCGGCUCCAGCAACAACAAUGCUAGCGACGACUUGCUCGCCACACUUUUCGACUAAAUGCGCACAAUUGUUCAGCAAAAUAAUAAUUGCAUAUGAGGAUGUAUGUAAAUGUAAAAUGGCGAACGAAAACCGCAAUCAAGUAGGCAUGCAAAAAUGCAGCAGUUGGCAACGCUAAGUGGUGUGCAGUGUUAAGAAAUGUUGCGUGGGCGGCGCACAGCUGUUUCUUGAACUAGUAGUGAGCAUCUACAAUUUCCUUAAAAAGAAAACGAAAACAAAAAUUAAAUGGAUUGAAAAAAAAAAAAACAAAAACAAAACACUUUUGUAAAUAGUAUUAUUACUUUUAAAAUGUACACUACAGCAAGUACUUCAAUUUUUGUUUCCUCACCCACACACAACACACACCUAACACACACAAAAUUGAAAGAGCAAAAUUUGCCGUGUUGAAAAAACAAUGAAAUGUGAUUUAAAAAUUAAUUAAUUAAAUUAAUUGGCAUUUAAUUUAAAAAGGAGUAAAAAUAUAUCCGCAGCAGCAACAACAACAACAAAUCAGUCAUUAUACAAUAUAUUAAAAUACUGAAAUCUGAAUAACGUUCAAUUGAAGAACGAACAGGCAUAGAAAUUCCUUCAAAUGAAAUUUACGAAUUUAAAAGUGUAAUUUUCGAUAGGGCCCCAACAAGAGCAACAAAAAAAAACAACAACAAGGAAAACUCUUAAUUGUGUUUAAUUUUAAUUCAGUUACCAACGCCUUUUUUAUGUUAAAAAAGCAAUUAUUUUUGAAAGCGUUCUUUGAAAAAGAUUACUUUGAAUUUCUUGUGAAAUGUUUUCUUGUUUAUUUUUUAAAUAUAAUUUUAUUGUAUAAAGUAUACAAAAUAAUGAAAAUUUCAACAACAUUUACAAACAACUAAGAGACAUCAACAGAAAUAUGAGAAAAGUAAACAAAAUCCCAACAAUUUUAUUA